UUUAUUCGCAAGCCCAAACACAAUUGGGCCAAAAACAGAGUAGUAAAUACUAAAGCCCAACUGCAGUCUCACAAAAGGGCUUCUCAUAUGCUACGACGUCGUUUCGAUGCCGCACCACACUUCCAGUUACCAAAAAGAAACGAAAUAUCGAAACGGAAGUUCAAUUUGCAAGCUUUUGGUUUUGAAGUUGGAUCGCAAGAAAGUGAAGAAAUCAGAAUCUUUGCUAUGGCUGGAAAAGAGGAAGUGAAACAGCUGGAAGAAUGCUCCGUUUCAAAUGCUUUGGGCACGUGGGUUUUCUCUGUAGCUGGAGCCUUAAUUGCAAUCCCUAUUGGGAUAAAACGCAAGUCUUUGGCCCCACUUGUUUUCUUUGGUACGACGGGCACAAUGCUCGACAUCAUCAUGGGAAUUUCCGCAUGUGAGAGGGAACACGCAGAACGCCAAAUGAAGCUCUUGGAAUCACAAAAUGCUGAUGGAUCUGAUGCAGGCAUUGAAUCUUGAACGCCACAGUAUUAUCAAACGUUUUUUUGGGACUCGAUCUUGUUGAUUUGCGCCGUUGAUUUUUGGAUUGUAAAUUUUGGGUUUGGGAUUUCGGUUUGCUGUUUCUGAUGUUUUGAAUAAUGGAUCUGUGUGUUUUGCACUUUAUGCAAGUUGGUUAUACUUCUUUGGUCUUUUUGGCCUUUGGGACUAGAGUUUUGUUUUGCCAACCUAGAAACGAAGGGAACAUUUUGAAUUUUGCAACACAAAUAAAAUUAAUGGGAAAUGAAUUGAAAUUGUUAUACUACGGUCCCGUUACGGUACCAUCCCGUCAAGUGUUUAAACCGUUGGAUUAUUUGUCUUAUACAAACUACAUGUGAU
Striga asiatica is the source of this 855-nucleotide messenger RNA. The record is from the annotation of a GenBank genome assembly. NCBI's taxonomy places the organism in Eukaryota, Viridiplantae, Streptophyta, Magnoliopsida, Lamiales, Orobanchaceae.